GUUAACAUAAAGUCACGAACUAGAGAUUUCCUGAGGUCGUUCAGGUAUGGGAGGUAUCUAUGAGAACCGGGCUCUCUAAAUGGCAGCGGGACACUUUUAAAGGUGACGCCCCCCCCAGAGGACGCUUGGCAAUAGCGUAGGCUACGACAAGACAAAUGAUACAGCACCCAGUCUUGAAAUGAUCUGUCCCCUUGUGAGCCAAGACACGAGUCACCAUUUCUCAACAAACAUCAAGUGCACCAAACGAAACACAAUUCGGCCUCUAUUCGAUUGCUGCCAGCAUUCAUCAACAACAAGUUCGCCGGACGGACAUUGAACGCGUAGAUCCCUUUGCGACUUCGACCCUGAAAUGCGAUACAGAUAAGAGCUCCUAAAGAUUCGACGGCCUCCAACGGUAUACAACCGAAAGAAUAAAGACGAACACCGAAUUCCCCGACAAGGAACACGAGGGAGGAAAGUCUUACAACUAGAAAAGCACGACUACGAAAAGAAUCGUAAACGUCCUCAUAUCACCGCCGCAGCAUGUCUGAGCAGCACCGCUAGCUCCCAUCCUCCAUUCUUCACCUUUAACACAGCACCUUUUCUAUUCCUCCUCAUCGUCAGGAGCUUAGCCAGGGAUGCCGCCCUCACCACGAUAUCGAGCUUCCGACCCACCCGACUCUCCCGCGAAUGACUCCGAUUCCGACCUUGAUCUAGAUAUUCAGGAGCUCGACCCAAUAUCAACCACUCCAGCUCCAAGGGACAACGAGCGCCCUUCAACCGAGCCACAGACAUCGCGGAUAGCGCUGCGAAAUUUGCGCAUGGGUGGAGUGCGGCGAGCUGGAAAGAGGAAUCGCGGGUAUGGCGACCUCGGCCAGGAUAGAGACGGAAACGACGAACAUUCCCAGGCAUUAUUAGGGGAACAUAAUAGCAGUGCGUCUCGAUGGUCGGAAGGAAGCGGUUACAAUGAGGACGAUCAACCAUUGCUAGGGGGGCAGCCUUCGCAAAGCCGGAAGUCCAUGAACUCGGAUCGAGUAUCUUCACGGUUACGACUCCCCAGUUUCAUGUCGGGCUCGAAGAAACCAGAACCGAGCGAUGCGGAGGACCAAGAAGACGACGACCCAUCCUCCUCUCGACAUGUGGCCGUGGGAUCGACUCAACCUGUGCGAUUUCCAAACAACAUCAUCUCAAAUGCCAAGUACACAGCCUUGACAUUCCUCCCCAUCACCCUCUAUAACGAAUUCUCAUUCUUCUUCAACAUGUACUUCCUUCUCGUGGCACUGUCGCAGGCGAUACCCGCCCUGAGAAUUGGCUACUUGUUAACCUACAUUGCACCAUUGGCGUUCGUACUCUGUAUUACCAUGGGAAAGGAGGCCUUCGAUGAUAUUGCCAGACGGCGAAGAGACACUGAAGCGAAUUCAGAAGAGUACAACAUUCUGGUUUUUCAGGAUGCCGACUCCAACCUUGCCCCUGUACGCCAACGAAAACUGCUCAAGUCUGAAGUGUUACAGAAACACUCUAGGAAGAAGUCAAAGGGGGCUCGAGAGAAUUUGUCAGACAUUCUGGAGGAAGACGACGUCGAGGCACUCCCGCCAUCCUCACGAGUCGUCGAAGUCAGCCGCAAGUCAAAAGACUUGAAAGUUGGCGAUGUUCUCAAACUUACAAAGGGUCAACGUGUACCUGCAGAUGUUGUCAUAUUAAAAUGCUUCACUUCCGAGGCACCAGCCCCUGCACCGAUUCCUGAAGAACCAGCAGAGGAGGAUACCUUGUUGGCGUUCGACGGCGAAGAGCCUCAAGCAAAGGGCAAGCAACCCGCAGAAGCGGCACCAGAGCAAGAGACUGAAAGCGGACCAGGAGGGGAGACUUUUAUCAGGACCGAUCAGUUGGAUGGUGAGACGGAUUGGAAGCUCAGACUUGCUUCACCGCUUACACAAAAUCUACCGACGGAGGAGUUUGUUCGUCUGCGCGUCACCGGUGGAAAGCCAGACAGGAAGGUAAACGAGUUUCUGGGCACAAUCGAGCUGGUGGAAUCUCGAAAGGAUGCAUUGGCGCACCAUGCGACAGUACAAGACUCUGACGCUUCCCACACGGCUGCUCUGUCAAUAGAUAACACAGCAUGGGCCAAUACUGUCAUCGCCUCGCAAGCCACGACACUGGCCGUCAUCAUGUACACAGGUCCUCAGACGCGAUCUGCUCUAUCGACAGCCCCCUCACGUUCCAAGACCGGCCUGCUCGAAUACGAGAUCAACUCUUUGACUAAGAUCUUGUGCGCGUUGACAUUGGCCCUUUCCAUCAUCCUUGUCGCACUCGAGGGUUUCGGAAACACCAAAGACAAUGUGUGGUACGUCAAGAUCAUGCGAUUUUUGGUUUUGUUCUCUACUAUUGUCCCCAUCAGUCUGCGUGUGAACUUGGACAUGGGCAAGAGCGCAUAUUCCUGGUUUAUCCAACGCGAUCCUGGUAUGCCUGGAGCAGUUGUUCGAACAAGUACUAUACCUGAAGAUCUCGGCCGAAUUGAAUACCUGCUCAGCGACAAAACUGGUACAUUAACCCAGAAUGAGAUGGAAAUGAAGAAGAUUCACGUUGGUACUGUGUCUUAUGCCAACGAGGCAAUGGACGAAGUGUCAACGUAUGUUAAACAAGGCUUCUACAUCCCACCAUCCGCAGACUCUGCUGCCCAGAACAUGCUUAUCACUCCGUCAUCCACAUACUCUAGCACUACAACUAUGGGCACGACACGUACAAGACGAGAGAUUGGCACGCGAGUUCGAGAUGUAGUUCUGGCACUCGCCCUUUGCCAUAAUGUUACACCUACUGUUGACAUUGAGGAUGGCAAAGAGGUUACUGGAUAUCAAGCAUCGUCUCCUGACGAAAUCGCCAUUGUCAAGUGGACAGAAUCAGUCGGUUUGAGACUUGUGUACCGAGAUCGCAAGAGUAUGGUAUUGGAAUACACGAACAGCAAGAGACCGGUGGUUCGCGUGCGAAUCCUUGACGUUUUCCCUUUUACUUCCGAAGGCAAGCGAAUGGGUAUCAUCGUUCACUUCCACGAAGACGUCAAGGUGAAGAAUCCGAGUCUCUCUACUGGCGAAAUCUGGUUCUUCCAGAAGGGUGCUGAUACAGUCAUGAGCUCCAUCGUUGCAGCGAAUGAUUGGCUCGACGAGGAGACCGCCAAUAUGGCGCGCGAAGGCUUACGUACGCUGGUCGUUGGUCGCAAGAAGCUCUCAUACGAUCAGUACAAGGAGUUCUCGGCUCGCUAUCAAGAAGCCUCGCUUUCGAUCAGUGGGCGUGAUGCUGGCAUGCAGCGGGUGGUCUCACACUACCUGGAACAUGAUCUGGAACUAAUUGGCGUGACUGGUGUCGAGGAUAAGCUGCAGAAGGACGUAAAACCUUCUCUGGAGCUUCUCCGCAAUGCUGGUAUCAAGAUUUGGAUGUUGACUGGUGACAAGGUCGAGACUGCCAGAUGUGUUGCCGUCAGCUCCAAACUGGUGGCUCGCGGUCAGUACAUCUAUACAGUUUCCAAGCUCAAGAAGAAGGAUAACGCCCAAGAACAUCUUGACUUUCUCCGGAGCAAGACAGACGCUUGUCUCCUGGUAGAUGGCGAAAGUCUGGCUCUCUUUUUGACACACUUCCGUCUUGAGUUUAUCUCCAUCGCCGUCCAGCUGCCCACCGUUGUUGCUUGCCGUUGUUCGCCAAACCAAAAAGCCGAAGUUGCCAAACUCAUCCGCGAGUACACUAAAAAGCGUGUAUGCUGUAUCGGCGAUGGUGGCAACGAUGUCUCAAUGAUCCAAGCCGCUGAUGUUGGUGUCGGCAUUGUUGGCAAGGAAGGUCGACAGGCUAGUUUGGCGGCAGACUUUUCUAUUGAGCAGUUCUGUCAUCUGGUCAAGCUAUUGGUCUGGCAUGGUCGUAACAGUUACAAGCGAAGUGCUAAGCUCGCGCAGUUUGUUAUUCACCGUGGUUUGAUUAUUGCUGUAUGUCAGACUAUGUACAGUAUUGCCAUCAAGUUUGAACCUGAGGGUCUAUACAAGGAUUGGCUACUUGUCGGCUAUGCUACUGUGUAUACUGCAGCCCCUGUGCUGUCACUUGUGUUAGACAAGGACGUGGACGAGAACCUUGCCAACCUCUACCCUGAGCUCUACAAGGAACUCACUUCUGGACGAUCUCUAUCGUACAGAACUUUCUUCGUUUGGGUCUUUGUAUCCAUCUACCAAGGCGGCAUGAUUCAGGGCUUGUCACAGAUUCUCACUGAAGUCGACGGGCCCAAGAUGGUUGCUGUCAGUUAUACCGUUCUAGUGCUCAACGAACUUCUCAUGGUGGCCAUUGAGAUCACUACAUGGCAUCCCAUUAUGAUCAUUAGUAUCAUCGGCACUUUCCUCUUGUAUAUCGGCUCCAUACCUUUCUUGGGCGGAUACUUUGACCUUCGGUUCUUGAUAACAUGGGGAUUCGUCUGGCGUGUACUAGCCAUUGGUGCUGUAUCACUGAUCCCACCAUACGCGGGCAAGUUGAUUAGGAGGACAAUGAAGCCUCCGUCGUAUAGGAAGGUUCAGAGCCACUAGAGGAACAUGUCAUGGGUUUGGAGUUUAGUGUUGGCGUUAGGUUAUCACGUAGAAGGCGCCAUUGUUACAUAGUAUUGCAUGUUUUAUUCGUACCCAAUAGAUGAUGUCUACGCCUCUUUAUGAGUGCUUUGAACUAUAAUACAUUAUAUGAGACCAUCUUGACAGUGAUUUUACAUCUUGAGGACUAGCCAAUCUCUUGCCAGGAGAGGGUUCUGUUUUUGCAGAUAGCCAGCUAUACCAGAUAUCGGACCUUGAGUCUGCUGGCCACCUAACCAUAUCUUGGGCCCGGCAUAGUACUCAAUGAAACCGUCGGGGCCAGAGACGAUAAACAAGUUUUUCCCGGGGGUGGUGCCUUCAGAAGGCUUGCACACACAACCAGGCCCUUCAGCGAGGGCGAAUUCGGAGGCGUGAACAUGCAUUGCUUGAUCGUGGAAUCGACAGCCUGCACUAAACGAAGCAACGGUUCCUGGUGAUGCUGCAAUGGCAUUGCUAAUAUCCCUAUCCUGGAAGCGAGUUCCCUCCUCGUCAACAACGACCUGAAUCCUUAGACGAUCACCAUAGGCCAUCUUGAGGUCUUGCAAGCGCUUUGUGACGGGGCUAGGGCUCUCGACCUCAGUGCCUAAUGUCGUGGGCUUCUUUUCUUGCCAAAACUUCCACGAUGAUUGCCGAGGAGGAGCACUUUUUUGAACCUCUUCUCUCUUCCUUACAGCCCAGAGAAGGUCAACGCUUGACUUUUCGUUCGCUUCCAAAACAGCCUUCGCUGCUUGUAUACCAGGCACUACACCUGUACCGCCGGCAAGGAAGACAAGACGAGAGUGCUCACCCAAUCGCUCCGCUAGUUCAAAGCCAACGUGUGGACCACGUAGGAAAACAUCUUCUCCAACCUGUCUUCGACCUAGAUAGUUGGACAUUUCACCAUCGCCAACAGUCCGGAUAUAAAACCGCAGCGAGCCAUCUAUAGGAUCCUCUGUAGACAGUGGAGGCAGGGGCGUAUAAUGUCGAGAAAUUUGCACCUCGGGUUGCUUGAACUCCACAGACCAAAGAGGAUACCUCCAGUGCUUAUCUGAGGGGUUCAGAUAUGGUAGAGAAGGGUUUGGUGUGCGUGGGACUGCGGUGAUGACGAAUGAGGUUGGUGAGAUGGCCUCGCGAGCUGUGAUGCCGUAGGGAACAAAGGUUAUCUCGUUGAGAGUGUUGGGUCGAGACGGCGGCGUGAGAAGAUAGUAGCCGCCACUGACAAGAACUAUUCCAACGACUAUUAGAGAGGGGAAGAUUCGUGAUUGAAGAGGUGUAGAAAAGUCUGGUUUUUCAGAAGCAUGUUGCCGAGGUGGUGAUGAAGUUGAGAGGCUCCGUGAUGAGAUUCUUGGAGGCUGUGUCUUAGCUAUUGACAAACGGCUCUGGAAUUGACCACAUUUUGUGAGAGUUCGUCGGUUCUGGGUGAUAGACCGCGAUGAACUUGUGAUUAUCCUCGAUGUGGCUCUCAUCAUAUCGGUUGGUGGUGAGGGCAUCAGUUUUGAUCUCGGAGUUUUUUAGUCGUCUUAUUGAGCUUUCAUAUCCAGAACGAAACCACCUGAGGCCAAAACAGACUAAAUAAGGCGGAUGUGCUCAGACGUUCGAGUUGGUCCUUGUGGUCCCGUCGUUUUCAGUAUCUUCAAG
Molecule: messenger RNA, 6182 nt
Organism: Fusarium odoratissimum NRRL 54006
Lineage: Eukaryota; Fungi; Ascomycota; Sordariomycetes; Hypocreales; Nectriaceae
Product: phospholipid-translocating ATPase
Exons: 4
Coding region: 618-4529 (1303 amino acids)
Biological process (GO): phospholipid translocation; retrograde vesicle-mediated transport, Golgi to endoplasmic reticulum; endocytosis
Cellular component (GO): plasma membrane; endosome; trans-Golgi network
Molecular function (GO): ATP hydrolysis activity; magnesium ion binding; ATPase-coupled intramembrane lipid carrier activity
Source: RefSeq, a predicted model, not a curated record